GCCUCCGUCACUCCUCGCAGAUAGUGCCUCGCCUGCGCAUGCCGUGCGAUCAUAUGCGCGUAACACGACGGACUGCUUAUAAAAUACAUAUUCCGAUUAAUUUAACAGUGAAAAUACGAUGAAGUGAAUUAAUGGUUAUUGUGAUGUUCUAUUCGAAUAAGAUGUCGCAACCGUGCAGUGUUAUUAUGACUGAUGUAAUAAAAAGGUUUAGUCAUUUGUCCUGUUAACUAAUAAAGUAACAUGGAGGGGGUCAGAGUCACCCACCAGGGUGUAAAAGCCCACACACCUGAGGGAUCAGCGGGUCGGAUUACACAAGCCGGUCUCGCAGCGAGGAGUCCAGAAGGAACUGCAGCUAAAGCUAUGGCUAUUAAAGGUCAUGAAGAUCUUUGGGUGGAAAUCCAAGCGAAUACAUUUAGGAACUGGGUCAAUGAGACCCUGAAGCCUAUAAAUAUUAAGGUAAUAGAUCUGGUGGAGGACUUAAGUGAUGGAACCGUGUUGUGCUCUCUGGUGGAAGCUCUGCAGGGUCGAAGGUUAAAGGGCUGGAGUCCGAACCCGACCAAUCAGCACCAUAGACUUGAAAAUGUUACCACCGCUUUACAGGCCAUCGAGGACGAUGGUGUUAAACUUGUUAAUAUAGGAAACGUGGACAUUGUAAAUGGAAAUUUAAAACUCAUUCUUGGACUAAUCUGGUCUCUAAUUGUCCGUUAUCAAAUUGGACGAAGCAAAUUCCCACCCAGAAAACUUAUGCUGUCAUGGCUCCAGGCAGCACUACCGGAAUGUCGUGUUGGCAACCUCACGACCGACUGGAAUAGCGGAGUGUUACUAUCAGCUCUGGUCGACUUCUGCAAGCCUGGUACCUUCCCACAUUGGAAGGAACUUAAUCGCCAUGAAGCUAUAGAAAAUUGCCGAAGAGCUAUGAAGUUGGCGCAUCGAGAGUUAGACGUCCCCAUGGUGCUGGAACCUGACUACUUAGCGUCGCCUUGGCUUGACGAGCUCUCCGGCAUGACAUAUCUGUCGUACUUUAUGAAACCAGAUGCUGCAGGAGUUAAAUCAACCUUGGAGUGGGUUAACUCUCGCCUUGAAAGGCCCAUUACAAAUUUCACGACCGAUUGGAAUGACGGCCGUGUUGCCAAUGAGCUGGUCAGAUCGAUGGGUGGUCCUGCACCACCACCGAGCAGACUUCGCCGAGAUCCCGCACGAUGGGAAGAGAAUUGCCAAAUGGCUAUCGAUGCUGGAAAAAAAUUAGGUGUGCAACCUGUCUUGUCUGCUAAAGACAUGAGUCAAAGUGAUGUGGAGCACUUAGGUGUAAUGACCUGGGCAACGCAGUUCCGAAAUGUACCACCCCGUCCACCUAUCCAUGACAUGUUGCGAGUCGCUCUUGAUUCCACUUCUGGGAGAGUCGGAGAACCAACUUACAUCAAAGUUGAAAGUAUAACGAACGAAUUAUCGAUAUCAGAAGUAAAAGUGUCAAUCCUUAAUCCGUUAGAACAAGAAUCUAGACUAAAGUUGGACGCAAAAGGUGCAGGCGAAUUUGUCCCUGAACACGCAGGCAUGCAUGAAAUUAUACUUACCGUGGAUGACAUCAGAGUUGAUGGAAGAUAUUUCUUCAGAGUUUUACCUAGAUUAGUUUCGGUUCCGCCGCCGGGAAUGGCGCCUUGUGCUGCCGGAAGCAUUGUCGAAGUGCUUGUCAGUGCUACAGGAGCACCACGACGAGAAGACAUAGAUGUUACAGCCCAUUCCCCGAGUGGUCGUGCCGUGCCGUUAAGGCCAAGACACCCACCGCCAUCCGCUCCAGGAACAACAGCUUCAAGUGCCACAUUUCAGCCUGAUGAGGCUGGAGUUUGGACAAUUGCUAUAACUUAUAAAGGAGAACACAUUCAGGGAGGUCCAUUUACUUGUGAAGUUUUCGAUCCAGCUGGUGUUCAUCUUAGCCCAGGUGCAUUGGAAGGAGCGGAACCUCUUAAGCCGCACUCAUUCGAACUGGACACGAGUUUAUGCGGUGUCAAGGGAGAUUUGCAAUUAGACAUUGUUCACGAUAAAAGAAGUGUUAUGUGUGCGUUGGAGAAGUUAUCGCCAACGAAGUAUCGUGCAACAUUUAUGCCAAAAGCGGCCGGAAAGCAUAGAUUGUACAUUUAUUUUAACGGAUACGAUGUUCACGGAUCUCCCCACGUCUUCAGGGUCGGAUCACGGUCCAAGAAACAUCGCGACAGUGCGAGCCCAUCACCAGCUUAUGCAAGGAUAUCUAGUCCAGUUACUAGAUUGAGAUCCGAGAGCCCGCAUAGUAACUUAAAUUUAUACGAAACGAAUACAAAGCACAGUUCGAGUUCAAUAGAUCGCCGUGAAGAGAAACGUAAUUCAACGGAUUAUUACAAAUCCUCGUUUGGUUCAGAUAUAAAAGAAAAAGCUUACGAUGUCACCGACUCGUAUUCCAAUCCGAGAUUAAAUAAACGAGAUAGUUAUAACACGACAUACGAGACAGAUAAUUCUCGGAACAGAACGGCUAGUCCAAUAACAUCGAAACAUUUAGGCAACGGAUCACGGCUCGAUUUUGCUAGGUCGAGCAGCCCGUAUAGAGCAAGCAGCCCAUACAGGGCUACAAGCCCGAUCGGUCGGACGAGCCCGCUAACGAGGAAAGAUAGUCCUUUGAACAGAACGGCCAGUCCAAUUAAUCGAGUUAAUAGUCCCACCGAUCGAUACAGCCCGGUGACAACGACAAAGCGAGUGGUGGAAAAGCGGUCAAACUAUAAAAUUUACAGCUCAUACAGCGGGUCACAAGACAAUCUUGACCAGAGUAGUCCAUUGUCCUCGUUAGAAACGGAUAGAGUUAAAAGAUAUGGAAGUCCAAGUACAGCAGAUACAGGAGAUCCAGGAGGAAAACCGUAUCGUCAGAGAAACGACUCUUGGGAUACAGUCGAAACAACUAGAAAAAUGUUUAGCAAUAAUAGCCUUGAUGCAACUACCGAUCGGCACGGACAAAGCACCCUGGAUCGUGAAACGCAGCGUAACACACAGCUAAACAAGUUUAGCGACUACUCGCGCGACUCCUUCAACCGACACCUCGAUCGGUUGGUUGACGAGCGUGAUUCGGACACCUAUACGAGUCGUCAAGAAAUCACAAAACGUGAAGUUCGGGAAAGUUCGUACGUGGUCCGAGACUCUUCCUACAGCAGUGUGGAGGAGAAACACCAACAACAGCAGUCUUUUUUAUCCAAUAGGCCCCCCCGCGACCCAACCGGGGGGGCCCGCACUGAAACGGAUGCCGCGCAUUCUCGUUUCAGACCAAUUCAAAGGGAUAACAUUAGAGGUGCAAAAGGAAUAGUUAUUAAGCCUACUUACAAAGGAAUAGUUGGCCACCCUGUGGAAUUUAUAGUGGAUGCAAGUUCAGCGGGUCCUGGUCAACUUGAACUCGAAGUCUCUGGCGGUAAUGGAACUUUAGUGGCGAGCUCGGUUCGACCGCUUGGCGGUCACAAAUAUAUAGCUGCGUUCACGCCUCGCCUGCUCCGGCCACACUCUGUCCGGGUCACUUUUAACGAUCAACACGUACCUGGUUCUCCGUGGAAGGUAGAGGUGAUGGCAGGGCCGGCGGGCGGCGGCGGAGGAGAGCCCACGAGGCUGAUACCUGCGCGAGUGCCGGCCGUGUUUGAAAUUUCGACAUCCCCUGGCGCGCCGACGUUCAACAAAAAUGAGGUCGGUGUAACUGUGACGGCGCCAUCGCGUCGCCCUGUGACAGCACGCGUGUUAGACGUGGUGGAACGUCCUGGAGUGUACCGUAUCGAGUUCACGCCAGAGGAAGUCGGCACACAUUUGAUAGAUGUUUCCAUUGGCGAAGACAAAUUAGCCGCUGGCCCGUUAGUCGCCAAAGUAUACGAUGCAAGCCUCAUUAAAGUCACAGACAUCGGCAACGCUCUGGUCGGACAACAGUGUCAAUUUAGAGUGGACGCCAGUGCUGCGGGUGAAGGGCAAUUAGAAAUUUCAAUCAAUGAGGGUGAAGUCCCCAAUCAUGUACAAGUAGUAGGAGGUGGACGCUGUCUCGUUUUCUGGCGGCCAGAAACAACAACACCUCAUCGAGUCGAUAUUAAAUUCAAUGGAGAACCUGUGCCAUCAUCGCCUUUUGUCUUUCACGUAGCACCUGCUCAGAGAGUCAUAAUCGACACUUCACAAGUUGAACUUAUUCCCGUUGGAGAUUUAGCAUCAUGUUCUGUGCGAGUAGAGGGAUCAGGUGGUGGCGAGCUUACUGUAACAGUUCGAGGUCCCCGGGGUGAAGUUCCAGUGCGUCUUACGGGAGAGGCUGUUACCGGUCUAGUGGCUAGUUUUACACCAAAACACGUGGGACCCCAUACACUCACAGCCAAUUAUAAUAACCAGCCUGUUCCAGGCACACCAUUUGUAUGCAAAGCAUAUGACAGCAAACUUGUGAGUGUAAAUGGUGGAGCUUCUGCUCGCAUAGGUGUACCAGUACAACUUGCUGUUGAUGCAGCUCAGGCUGGCGAAGGAAACCUCGAAAUUACAGUUGCCGCAAGAGGCCUAAAUAUACCAACCCAAGUCCAUCCACAAGGAAAUGCCAGAUUCACAGUAUCAUUUACACCAACCGAGGCUUGUGAACAUGUUGUCAAUGUAUCAUUUAACAAAAUGCGUGUACCUGGCUGUCCUCUCAUAAUUGAUGUAUCAGAAGGUGGAGGGAGCAGUGCAAGAGUUACUUUACCUGGACCCGUACCCCUACACCAACCAGCAGCAUUAACACUCCACCAUCAAUCAGCCACACUUGACCAAAUAGAAGUGAAUGUCGAAGGUCCGAACGGCGCGUCGGUGCCGGCGGCGGUGGCGGCCGCGGGCGCCGGGACGUUCCGCGCUGAGUUCGUCCCGCGCGCCGUGGGCGAGCACCGCCUGAAUGUACUAGUCGACUCCGCGCCCAUACCUGCUAGUCCGUUUCAUUUAAAGGUAUACGAUGUGACUGCUAUAAGAGUUAAAGAUGUCGCUCACGGCACAGUCGGGAAGCCUGUAACUUUUCUCGUUGAAACGAUGGCGGCGGGGCCCGGUAACCUGGAAGUGACAGUGAACGGUGGUCGCGUACCCACUGCUGCAGCGGCUCAAGGAGCUCACACAUAUGCCAUAAGCUUCACGCCGAGAGAUCCUCGUCCACAUACCGUGGAACUGCGGUUCAACGGAGACCAUGUACCUGGCAGUCCAUUCGUAUGUCACGUGUCAGCACCGGCGCGGGUGAUUGGUGCAGGAUCAGGGGAGUCCCCCGACAAAGUAUCCGUGGGCGACGCGUACACGUUCAGCGUUGAUUCCCCAACAUCCCCGCACGUUGAAGUGUUGGGUCCAGCCCGCAGGCCCGUAUCUGUUCAGGUUUCGGCUGAAGAAACUGUUGGUGAAAACGAACCGAGUAAAAGAUAUACGAUAUCAUUCGUUCCCGUUGAUGUCGGAGACCACAGCAUAGAGGUUCGUGCCGGUGCAAUGGGUGGUCACGUUGAAGGAAGUCCGUUCCUAGUUAAAGCUUACAGUGCGUCUCGUGUCUCCGUAACUGAUAUAUCUCCCGGUGUCGUUGGAAGACCGGUUUCCUUCACCAUCAAUGCCUCCCACGCAGGCGCCGGCAACUUGGAGAUCAUUGUAGCAGUGAACGGCAGGAAUGUACCUAAUUACGUCCAAAGCGAAGGAAACGCUAGAUUUAAGGUGAACUUCAAGCCCACGGAGGCGGCGCCGCACACGCUGUCGGUGCGCUUCAACGGGCACGCGGUGCCGGGCUCGCCGUUCUCGUGCGCGGUGUCGGCGCCCGCCGCCGCCGCCGACGCGCGCGCCGCGGGGCCCGGCCUCGCCUCCGCGCCGCGCGGGGAGCCCGCCGACAUACACCUCACCGGCUUCCAUACUGGAGAACCAACUAUAUUCGUUACUGGACCCGGCGGUAGCAGUGUCCGUUCUCGAGUAACUCCAUCUGGGGAUGGCCGUUACACUGGUACUUACACGCCGGAAGCGGUGGGAAGACAUAGCGUGCAAGUCCAAUGUGCUGGAAGACCUGUCCCCGGCUCGCCUUUCACGUGCAACGUGUAUGACGUACGAAGAGUCAGAGUUACGGGACUUGGACCUGGGGAUCUAGAAGGGACAUUAGAAGGAUUUAAUCUGGACGAAAAUGCUGAUGAGGAGCGAGGCGUUGAAGUUGGCAAGCCUGUCACAUUCAGUGUAGACGCCGCUGGAGCUGGAGAGGGCACCCUCGAGCUGGUUGUGUCUACACCGUCAACCACUGUCAAAGCUGAAGUAGUAGCAGUCGCCCGAGGGCUGUACGACGUGACGUUCGUCCCGGUUUCCCGCGAAGCGCACCGCGUGUCCGUCACGUUCAACGAGCAGCCCGUCCCCGGCAGCCCCUUCGUAUGUCGAGUUAGCGAACCGCACACAUACGUUCAAAUAGGUGGAAUGGCAUCAAUAGAAAUCGAUGAGACUCUAUCGGAUGUUGAAGUUGUAUCUCCCGCCGGAUCACGGAUAUUCGAAGCCCAUCUCGAAGACACAGGUCUCCUAACAUUUCCCGCUAACCGCGUAGGCAGAUAUCUAGUGAGGAGCUCCAGAGGGCCCAUCGCGGAGGUGGAGGCGUUGGACGCGUCUGCAGUGAAGGUGCUGUCUAUUGGAGAUGCGGUGGCACAUCGGCCUGCGAUAUUAACUGUGAGCACGGCGGGCGCGGGCGCGGGGCGGCUGGCGGCGCGCGUGUGGUGCGGCGGCGCCAGCGUGGCGCACUCGGUGCGGCGGCGCGGCGGCGCGCGCAUGGAGCUCGUGUGGCACCCGUCGCGCGCCGCCGCGCACCGCCUGGCGCUGCUGUGGAGCGGCGUGCCCGUCGCGCGCGAGCCGCUGCUCGUCGACGUGCUGCCCGCGCACCACGGCCAGGAGGUGGCAGCAUCAGGCCUUGGUUUGUACCAGGCUCAAGUAGGGAAAGUGGCAUCAUUCAGUAUAGACACACUCGGGCGACCCGCGAGAGAGUUUGAUGUCGUUGUGUCUGGACCAGGCGCUAGAGCACUACCGGUCAGAUGCUACCAGACAAAAUCCGGUCUCUUGCAAGCAGAAUAUUCGAUUAAUGAAGUUGGACAAAGCACAAUAGAAGUACUACACCUUUCCAAACCGGUCACUGGCAGCCCAUUCACAUGUGAAUCCUUCGAUCCGAACAAAGUUAUAAUAUCAGGUCUGCCAACUGGGAACAUCAUCGUUCAAACUCCUAUCAAUUUCACAGUGGAUACAAAGGACGCUGGUGUCGGCGAACUGGAAGUUAUCUGUGAAGCAAUGGGUGAAAGGCGAGUUCGGCUACCUAUUGACAUAAGGGAAGAUGGACACACGCAUAAAGUCCGCUUAAGACCGACAGUGCCUGCUCACUAUCGCAUCUAUAUCACUUAUGGAGGAGCUCCAGUAGUAGGUAGCCCGGUGUCGCUCGGUGUUCUCAGCGGUAGAGCAAGCAACGCAGCGCGAUGCUCCGGUACGGGACUCGCGCAUGCGCACGUCGGUAAAGAAGCCGCCUUCACCAUUCACUGUGUAGAGGACACGGCGCCCACUGUACAGGUUGAAAAAUUGACAGAUAGCAAAGAAGACACAACAGAUUCAGGUCUGCUAGAAUGCCGAGUGGUGGCAGGUGCACCCAAAGAGUGGCUCUGCGCGUACAUUCCUCUCGUAGUAGGAUUAUACGAAGUUAGAAUAUUCUCCUCAUCAGGUCCAUUGCCAGGAAGCCCGUUUUCUGUUAAAGUAAUAGAUACAUCUGCGAUUGUGGCGGUGGGCGGAUGGGGUACUGACAAUUCGGGUCGGGUGAGAGCGCCUUCUAAAUUAGUGCUGGAUACCAGUAAUGCGGGUCCGGGAACGCUCGAGUGUCUACUAGCUGGAAGACAUCAACGCGUGGAGACAGUUUCGGGACGAGCAGUGGUCACACUAACGGUAGUGGAAGGAGUUAGUGGGGAGCAAGAGCUAGAGCUGACCUAUAACGGAGCGUUGGUAGCCGGAGCACCUCGCAGGGCCCUCGUGGCGUCCGGCAACACCGCCGACAGGGUCACGCUGGCCGGACGAGGGCUGGCUCACGCCGCGCCGCAUACGCCCGCCGUGUUUACUAUUGACGGCAGCGCGGCGGGCCCGGGCGCGCCGGAGGCCACGCUGACGUCGUCGGAGGGGGAGGCGGUGUCGGUGUCGCUGUCGGCGGCGGGGCCGGGCCUGUGGCGCGCCACCUACACCCCGCGCCGCCCCGGAGACCACCAGCUACGUGUCGUGUGGGCCGGCAGACUCGUAAAAGGCUGUCCUUUAACAGUGAAAGUAAUGGCCGGUUCGGAGAGCGGGGACGCGUCGCGGGUAGUUUGCUCUGGCGCCGGCCUCGCGGGCGGAGUGGUCGGUCGAGAGAUACGGUCCUGGAUAGACACAAGACGAGCUGGUCCCGGAGAGUUGACUGCACAUUGUACCGGACCUAACAAGGUGGCUUAUUGUGAGCUGUACGAGCAUGGCGACGGCACGUUCACACUGAACGUGAAGCCGGCGGAGGCGGGUCGACACGUGCUCAGCGUGCAGUUUGCGGGCGAGCACGUGCCCGGGUCGCCCUUCGUGCUCAAAGUCGCCGGCGCACCUGACCCCUCAAAGGUCCGAGUGUACGGGCCGGGCGUGGAGCCGGGCGUGCUGGCCACGUUCCAGUCGCGCUUCCUGUGCGACACGCGCGGCGCGGGCGCGGGGCAGCUCACGGUGCGCGUGCGCGGGCCCAAGGGCGCCUUCCGGGUCGAGAUGCAGCGCGAGAGCCAGAAGGACCGCACUAUAUUGUGCAAGUUCUCUCCCACCGAGCCUGGCGACUAUCGAGUCGAAGUAAGAUGGGCGGGGCGACACGUACCCGGCUCUCCGUUCCCCGUCAUGAUCUUCGACACGCAAGAAGAACUACGUCGAUAUCUACAAGCUACCGCAAACCCAUAAGAAUGAACCCCCAACACCAACAUCUAACCCUCGAAUCAUAAUCAUAAUAUACAGAAGUCAUAAACAUUUAGUGUUACCAAUCUAAAAAAUUAAAACAAAAAAUUGCCUCAUUCAAAAUAUGUAACAAAAAUAAAUUUAAAUAAAAAAUAUACUAUACAUGAACGAAAUUAAUAACUUCAUUAAUAAAACAGUGACGUAUUUUUACAAUAAUUUUGUCUAAUCUAUGCUUACGUGCAUUUUUUUAAAAUAUAAUAUCUGCGAAUAUUCAUCCGUGAUAGUUCGAGUCAUAAAGAGCCUUAUAUGUAAGGUAGUUAAGACUAAAAUAGGUUGUACACGGGAAAUCAUUUAUCGGUGACGUAUGUAUGCUAACGAUCUUAAUUGAUACAAAUAAUUACUAAUAUUAUAUAUUUUCAUAUUUAUUGCAAGUCAAAGAUUAUUUAUCAUUAUAUUUAGUUAAACAAUGUGACAUAGAUAAGUGUAUAUCUAUAUAUGUAGACAUUAUAUUACGCCCAAAAUUAGUUCUUUGGUAUAUAACAUUUCUUUUAUAUACAAUUAUUGAUUCUAGUGAUAUUUCACGUGAAAUUCGAAUCUCGAUAUCGUAAUAACGUCGUUAGUUUCCUUAUUCUGUGUUAUACAUUACUCGAUGAACUAUCGAAAGCUAUAAUAUCCACGAAGUACAUUCCAAUAAAUAAAAUCAUAGGAAGCAUAAUAAAUAUGUUAAUUUGUUAAUAUUUAUUAAUAAAGACUUAGAGUUAGGCGCCAUCAUUUAACUUUUGUAACUAACGAAUCUUGUUUCUUGUUAUAAUUGCCUGGUAUUUAUUUAAGUAAGAUUUGAAAUAUAAUAUCGGAAAGUACAUUCAUAUUGCUGUCUCAUUUGUUUUAAUAAUAUUUACUUAUGCAAGAAAGAGACAGUGUGACGUAAAAUACAUAUGGUAUGAAGUGUAUUUCAAAUCUUACUCUUAGUGACUGGGUGAACGCUAAGGGUAACUAAUUGUUAAUAAAUUGAACAUUAUUA
Messenger RNA from Vanessa atalanta (red admiral), 9922 nucleotides. It is a transcript of the gene jbug, whose product is annotated as filamin-A. NCBI's taxonomy places the organism in Eukaryota, Metazoa, Arthropoda, Insecta, Lepidoptera, Nymphalidae. The record is from RefSeq and is a predicted model, not a curated record. The transcript has 54 exons. Bases 241 to 8907 code for a protein of 2888 amino acids. Gene Ontology annotation, biological process: actin cytoskeleton organization. Gene Ontology annotation, molecular function: actin filament binding.